CCGCAGCCUGGAGUUUUUUCCGGCUACGGACCUCAAACUUUCCACUGGCUCUGAGGCUUCCUAAUUAACCCUUCUGGAAGCCGCUUGAAGGGGUCGCUGAGCCGGCCGAGGAGAGAAUCAGAAGUGCCGCGGCCCUCUCCGCCUCCCUCGCAGCUUCCCUUCCUCAGGAGCACCGGCACCGCUCGCCCUUAGCAACCCGCCUCCCUCCUUCUUCUCCCUCUUCUCCUACUCCUCCUCCACGGGUCCGCGGCCAGGCCGGCGCCGGCCCCUUUAAAUGGCGGCCGCGGCCCCGCCGUGCGCCCCGCUGAGGCAGUUAGCGGGCGCCGCGCCGCCCUCGCCCCCCUCCAUGGAAGUUCAUGAGGUGGAUCAUGGUGUUAUUAACCAGCUGCUUACUGAUUCAGAGGAGACUCUCAGUUCGAGCACAGAGAAAAUGCAGGUUCCUGCUCAGUAUAGCUGGAGUGCUGACUGGAGCUUUUGGCUCUCAAGUUCCACUUACAAAUAUAGGAGUGAGGAGUUCAAGAGACAGUUUUCUCAUCUGCCAGACUCAGAGAGACUCAUAGUAGAUUAUGCCUGUGCACUCCAGAAGGAUAUCCUGCUGCAAGGACGCUUGUAUCUCUCUGAAAACUGGCUCUGUUUCCACAGCAACAUUUUCCGAUGGGAGACCACAAUUUCUAUUGCCUUGAAGGAUAUCACUUUUAUGACAAAGGAGAAGACUGCUCGGCUCAUUCCAAAUGCCAUACAAAUAGCAACAAAAGGAGAAAAGUUUUUCUUCACAUCAUUCAGUGCAAGAGACAGAAGCUACCUCAGUAUCUUUCGCUUAUGGCAGAAUGUGUUGCUGGAUAAGAGGCUGACCAAGCAGGAAUUCUGGCAGCUGGUGCACCAAAGCUAUGGCUCUGAGCUGGGCCUGAACAGUGAGGAGAUGGAGAGCUUCCAUUCGUCGUCUGAGGACAAUGGGCAGUCUCGAUCCAGCAUUUAUGACGAUUCUGGAGAAAGAGAUGAAAAACUACCUAAGGUGAUUGGUUUAGUUCGGGAGCCCACACUACAGACAGAAGGAGAGUUACUCAAUAGACACAUGUUGCCAGGAGUGGAGGAGUCUCCAACUGAGAAACAAAUAAAGAAGAGUCCUCUUCCAUCUUCAGAAAGAAAACCUGUUAAGCUAGUCAGGAGCAGGUCUUUAGAAAAGUCCUUGGACCUGAAUGAGAAUGAAAAUCUUCCAGAGAAGAGCAGUGCCUCAGAUAGUGAAGAAGCAGUGAAGGAGACUGUUCCUGAGAAUGAUCUCUAUGGGAGACUUUUUAUAAACAGAGUUUUCCACAUCACUGCGGACAAGAUGUUUGAAAUCCUUUUCACCAAUUCUCACUUCAUGCAGAGGUUUCUCAAUUCCAGGAGUAUAGUAGAUGCUGUAUCAACCCCUUGGAACAGAGAUUCCAGUGGCAAUCAGUUAAGGACUUUGACGUACACUGUAACAAUUAACAAUCCACUGUGUGGGAAGUUCACAACUGCAACUGAAAAGCAGAUCCUGCAUAAGCAAAGCCAGAAAGGUCAGUCAUACCAAGUGGAUGCUGAGGUACUGACCCAUGAUGUCCCCUACCAUGAUUAUUUCUACACUGUGAACAGAUACUGCAUCAGCCGCACAUCCAGUCACAAAUGUCGAUUACGGGUUUCUGCAGAAGUGAAGUACAAAAAACAGCCUUGGGGACUUGUCAAGUCAGUAAUUGAGAAGAAUACCUGGGGAGGAAUACAGGAAAACUUCAAACAACUUGAAUCAGAUCUCCUAAUGGAGGAAUAUGCAAUUAAUCAGUCCAUAGAAGACUCUGGAAAGUUAGUUGCCUUGAGGCGAAGACGACGCACUUUACACCGGAGUCUGGCAGAAUCGCUUCCCAAACGCUCUUCCCAGCACUCCUCUGGUGACAUGGGAGUAGAGUCACAGAGCAGCAUAAUAGGAAGGAAAAGAGAUGCUGUAAGUAGGACCACCACCAUCAUUGUAGUAAUGAGUGUCUUUUUGCUGCUCUUGGUCUUGCUGAAUAUAACAUUGUUUCUCAAACUGUCAAAGAUAGAGCUUGCAGCUCAGUCCCUCUAUCAUGUCCAGCUUCAGGAAGAAAGCUCACUGAACAUAUCUCCAGAAAUGGUAUCAAAAGAGGAGAUCCCUCAAUAUGAUAAGGAACAGGUUAAACAUAUGAAGGGUGUUUUAAAAGACUCAAUUGAAAUGCUUGAGCAGCUAAAGAUCUCCCUUUCCAUGCUUCAAAGAAGCUUUGACCACUUGAACAGGACACAGAGCAGCAAGACUGAGAGUUAAAACCCACAUGCCCUUUCCAUCCAAGAUGUCACAAGAGAAGAUGUGUGAGGACUUGUUGGAGUAGGGAUUGUAAACUAUCACCUUCGGACUAUUUACUAUUUGGCUCAAAAGCUGCACGGAAUAAAGGUUUCUGGAAGAAAGUAA
Molecule: messenger RNA, 2437 nt
Organism: Calypte anna (Anna's hummingbird)
Lineage: Eukaryota; Metazoa; Chordata; Aves; Apodiformes; Trochilidae
Gene: GRAMD1C
Product: GRAM domain containing 1C
Exons: 18
Coding region: 275-2293 (672 amino acids)
Biological process (GO): intracellular sterol transport
Cellular component (GO): plasma membrane; endoplasmic reticulum membrane; endoplasmic reticulum-plasma membrane contact site
Molecular function (GO): sterol transfer activity; sterol binding
Source: RefSeq, a predicted model, not a curated record